AUGGUGCACACGCUACUCCAACAGACCUACCCAAUAUCGUUUCCAAAGGAUUCGUCAUUGCUGCUGUCUGCAUUCCUCAAAGAGCCCACAAUGCUCAACUUCCUCAUUCAUACAUGUCACAUUGAUCCCAAUGACCUGUUACUCGACCCAACAAAAGUGGCCUCCACUCUUUACGCCACACGAUCUGAAUCCACUAUCCGCUUCGUACUGGACCCGACCAACUUCCCACCGACACUCAUUGACAGGAUAAAGUCAUACGCGAGAACUGGUCUUUGUACCGUGGACAUCCUACUCACUGGUGACCCAAUACUCAUCGAUGAGUUGUUGGCCAAGUCAGUGAACAACAAGAUAACAUUCCCCUAUGAUGUCGCACCUUCAAGUGCCACACCCAACGAGCAAUUGGAAUAUGUUGAGCGAUUGAUAAAGUACAAGGUACUGAGUUGUGGACCAGACCUCGAUUCGGACCAUAUGCCAACAAUCAAACAGUCAUCGGAAAGAGCAAAAAUGGUCAUUGCCAAUGAGAUUGAAGACCUGAACACUGACAUUGACAUUGGAGAUGAGGAAAGAUUGAUCUACUUCAAGUUGAGUCGUGUCGACCUGCCCGCCACACUACCGACCAAACUGAGAUUCAAACAUUAUGCCACCACAGAGUACAUCAAUACUGGCGAUUGGCGACUCAUACCCUAUCUGUUGGACAUGUGGGACAGCAUUGUGGUCGACCCUAGUAGCUACUGCCACGAACCAAUGCGAACGAUCGUUCAACAUGGCAAUAUCACUCAGGCCAAAGUUGCCGUCAAGUAUUUGAUGUCCAGCUGUCGCGUAUGGGAUAGGAUGCAUAUACUUUUCUCCAGUGAUCAACUAUUUGAGAGCAUGAAUGAAGCGGACGAUCAUGAUCGUAGUCUACAAGUGAUCAAAUAUCUCAACGCAUCUGGAUACGCGAUGCCAAUGUUGGACAUGCGACGCACCCAUCACUUCAAAGGUACAUUCGACAUGUUACGAUUUGUGUUAACUCCGGCCACAAAGAUAUUCAGGACAUUGUUGUGGAUGGAGUUCUACAACUUUGAUCACAUUGAGUAUGCACUCAAUCAAAAGUCAUCACUGAUCAAGGAUCAUACUGUGCAGCUGGCAGGUCGCGCUGCUAUCAAACAUGGCAAUCUACCAGCGAUACACAUGCUCAUCAAGCACAGACCUGCACUAUUCAAGAAUGAUGCACAAUUGCAAUUGCUGGCCAUAUCACGAUCAGAUGAACUCUAUCAAUUGUUAGAAGAUUAUCAACUUCUGGACUUUAGUUCAACUGUUAUAUGGGACACUAUUGGACGACAUGGCAAUGUAAAGCUACUCAAUCAUGCACUGAGUCACACGGACACCAAGGUACUCAAGCCGUUGAUACAUCGCAUGUUAGAACAGGCUGUACAAUGCAGUCAGAUGGACUUGAUCAUUCAUUGUUAUCAUACGUACAAGGAAUUAAUGCCAAAGGAUAUGACGAUUAUAUCAGCAGUGAGAUCUGGUGAUGUAAAGAUGUUGGAGUUCUACUUCAGACAUGUACAGCCCAUCACCAACAAGACAUCAAGAGAGACCAUUGAUACAUAUAUACACUCAAUAAUAUUCAAUUGA
This is a messenger RNA of Acytostelium subglobosum LB1, 1614 nucleotides long. RefSeq lists its product as hypothetical. Bases 1 to 1614 code for a protein of 537 amino acids. The record is from RefSeq and is a predicted model, not a curated record. Lineage: Eukaryota; Evosea; Eumycetozoa; Acytosteliales; Acytosteliaceae. The transcript has 2 exons.